Molecule: messenger RNA, 1353 nt
Organism: Nicotiana attenuata
Lineage: Eukaryota; Viridiplantae; Streptophyta; Magnoliopsida; Solanales; Solanaceae
Exons: 2
Coding region: 1-1353 (450 amino acids)
Source: RefSeq, a predicted model, not a curated record
AUGACCCGCUCUUCUACAAAAGAGUUGGCGAAUUACGAUCCAGAAAUUGAAAAAUCUCUUCGAUUGCGCAGGAAAGGACAAACAUCAUCUCCUCAAAGUAUAGCUUGUGAAGAAAUGGAGAACGAGAAACUUAAUAACAACCAACUCCCGCCACAUCAAGUAGAAGAAUAUUUUGAUGAGGUAGCUCCACGACGUGACAGAAUACUUAGAGAUUAUACAAGGCCAGAUCAUUUUGAAGGAGAAUCAAGUGUAAGGAGACCACCAAUUGUAGCAAACAACUUUGAAAUCCGCACAGGCUUGAUUGAAACCAUUCAACAGUCAUGUCAGUUUACUGGUGAUGUGAGUGAAGAUCCUCACACCCAUUUAAUUGAUUUUCUUGAAUUAGUUGAAACUUGCAGGUAUAAUGGAGUCACAACAGAUGCUAUUAGGUUGCGACUUUUUCCUUUUUCAUUAAAAGGUGAAGCCAAAACAUGGUUGCGAAGUCUACCAAGAGGCAUGGGAAAGAUUAGCAGCAAUGUUAAGAAAAUGCCCACAUAUGGUAUCCAAGACCCUGACAUUUUAUAUAUUUUCUAUCACGGUCUUAAACCUUCUGCUAAAAAUGUAAUUGAUGCAGCAUCAAGAGGAUCAAUAAUGGGAAAAACUACUGUAGAAGCAAUGCAAUUGCUAAAUGAGAUUUCGGAAAAUGUUGUUCAAUGGCCCUCAGACAGAAUGAUUAUCAAGAAAACAACAGGAGUAAAUCAAGUUGAAGCUUUGAAUUCAUUGACACAACAAAUAGCGACCUUAACACAAAAAGUUGACGCUUUUCAGGUAAGUGCUCACACAUCAUCUCAAUUUGAGAAUUUUGAUGUUUGUCAAGGUAAUCAUCCAAAUCAUGAAUGUCAAGCUUCAACACAAAAUGAGGAACAAGUAAAUGUGAUUGGUUAUAGAAAUAAUUACUCAUUUGGUAGUCCCAUGGCACAAAAACAUCCAGGUUUUCAAUGGAGUAAUCCUAACGGUGCUGAAAAUCCUCAAAGAUUUUUUAAUCAAAAGCAGCAGGUACAGGGACCACCUGGUUUUCAAAAUCAAAAUAGAGGGCAACAAAGUUUUCAACAAUAUCAGCAGCAGCCUCAAAGAGCUCAUCAACAAAGCCUUGAAGAUUUGAUGUACAAAUUCAUUAAAGGUACUGACGAGAAGGUUGAAAGUCAACAUCAGGUAAGCCAAUUAGCGACCCUCAUGUUUGGAAAAAUUCAAGGUGCUCUACCAAGCAACACUGAGAAAAACCCAAAAGAACAACUCAAAGUCAUCUCUCUACGAUCAGGUAAAUCUCUUGAUGAUCCAUAUACAGAUAGAGAAGGAAAACCACAAGAAGUGUAA